AUGUCGUCUAGUAUUACGUUCACGAACCUUUUCGACAAGAUUUCCUUUACGAGUAAGAUGCCGACUUUAAUGAAAGCGACGUCGGAUGAUGCAACGGCUACACCUGAAAUGUCCUUUGAAUCUAGCAAUACAUGUAAAUAUCUUUUAGAUUUCUUAAUGGACAGAUUGAUGAAGUCUUCUUAUCAUAUCAAACUUAAGGUUUUAAGAUUAAUUCGUCAUCUUUUGGUGAACGGAAAUGGAGAAUUCUUAACUAAUUUAAGGAAAAGGAGUGACAUUAUUAGAAAAACCACCACGUUUAGCGGAUCUCCAGAUCCUCUCCAUGGCAAUGCUCCUUACGAACAAGUCAGACAGUUAGCUAAUGAAAAUAUUCGUAUUCUCUUUGAUGUUUCUGAUAAAGAAAAACACCUGAAAGCCAAACAAGUUGGUGACGACUCAUCAAAACCUAGUCCUCAAUCGAGCUUUGCCAUCAAUUCUAAACCUGAUAAGUUAGAGGAGGAACAACCAUUGCCUGUUCGGAAUUUUCAUUCUGAAACCGUUGCUGAUCGGGUUACUGGCAGACCUGGUGGAGGUUGGGAUGAUCACGCGACAAAAAUUGACCUAAUUAAAAAAGGUGACACUGCAAGACAAUUCAUGAAUCCACAGUCAACUACUUUACCUAAACCAUUGCCUGCAAGGACGAAAAAUUUGGAGAAUGCUAAUGUUAGUCUAUGCGGUGAUAUCAAUAGCCAAACGGGCGACGCAAUAAACUAUGAAAAAGCGCUUGUUGAUGAUAUCACUGUUCCUGUUGGUGUUCGGUCUGCGCCAACCACUGCAAUGCUAGACAGUUUUAUGAAAAGGUGCAAUUAUCUUGAUCAUCACAGAAUUCUUUUAUUACUAUGUGAAAAGCUAAAGGAACCUGUCGGUAUUCAACAAAAAGCUUUAUGUGUGAUUGAAAGGGCAUUGAAAAAAAGCGAUUUUUGGUCACUUGGAGACAUUCAGUUAUUGAGUAAUCAAAUAGAACUGUUAUCGACCUCAAGUAAUGUUGGUCUUCGUAGCAGAGUAUCGAAAGUUGAGGCAUUAAUCCAAGAAUCUCAGCGAAAGCCCAAUAUUGCUGAAAGAAUACAAUCCGUAUCAACAUUAGAAAAUCAGGAUGAAGCGAAUUUAAUCUCUACUACUGAUGAAUCAUUGCAAGUGAAAGUUACUGAGACUUCUGAUGCCAUUAGUAAAGGUACUUCUGACGGUCUAUUUAUUGGGAUGUUUCUUUCUAAGCCAUCAAGUGACAUUAAUGAUAUAAAUUCUAAAACGACCUCGGAACCACUAAUUGACUUUGGCUCAAUACAACAGACUUCAUCGAAUGACUCCGUAGAAUGUAAUUCGGAAGCUUCUACGAAAGCUUUAGAUGAUUUAUUCACAAAAGAUACAGUAAAUCCAACUAAGACGACAACCUCACAAGCUGAGGCAUCAAUGGAAUCACUAAUCAAUUUUAGUCCAGUUGCAGGAACUUCCUCAAAAGCUAUCGAAAAUUCCACUGUAGUAAAAAAUUCAACAGAAUCUUUAGAAUUUAUUUCAACUAAUGAUACAAUAUCGUCUCACUCUGAAACUGCCAAUAGAAAUUCUGACGGUAACUCAGAAGUAGCAUUUCACAAGUCGUUAUUGAAAAGUUCCGAUCUGGAUAGCUUAACUUUGGAUCCUUUAUCGUCUAAGCGGACGACCAUUAGUACCCCUUAUACAAGCGCCAAGGACGCUAAGCGUGGCUUUGACUUUUUAAACAAAUCUAGUAAAGGGAAUGCGUUUAACUUUGUAUCGGAAACUAUGCAAGCGGAAAUGAAAGGGCGAAAAUUGUGA
Molecule: messenger RNA, 1824 nt
Organism: Trichoplax adhaerens
Lineage: Eukaryota; Metazoa; Placozoa; Uniplacotomia; Trichoplacea; Trichoplacidae
Exons: 13
Coding region: 1-1824 (607 amino acids)
Cellular component (GO): trans-Golgi network membrane
Source: RefSeq, a predicted model, not a curated record